AAGAGAUCUACCAGUACACAGCAGAGCGCGUGAAUCUCCAUUCAUUCAGACCCUCAUUGAUGAAGCUAUUCCGAGCCUCCUUUAAUGAUUUCGCAGUUGCGACCACGUCUUGACCACUGCUGAGCUAUAUCAAACCUAAUUUUUGGACCGUUCUUAUCAAACUAUCAGUCUACUCCGUACCCUUCGUCCCCCGUGAUUCUCCACCAAACAUUGCGAAUUAUCGCGAAGCUCCCUUUGAGCCCAACGCGCGACGCGCCCGCUCGUCAUGGACACCAGCUACCUGUCUUCGCAGGUCUCGACCAUUAUCGGGCAGCUCCACGGUCUAUUCGAUGAGAUCGGAGUUCCCGCCCAUGAACGAGAGUCGCGAGAGUCCGAGCUGUUCGCUGCGCUCUCCGAGACCCUUCAUAAUCAAGUACGACAGGUCGCCGCCGAGAAGAAUGAGAUGACCGAGGAGGCACAGCGUAUCAUUACUACGAUCAAGCAGAUGGAAAUAUCGAUCAAUGGCCCCAGAGAUCGCCAUGAAUAUGAGCCUGAGGAUGAGGACCUGAAGAUUACUACCCCAUUGAUUCCGUGCUUGCAAGCACUGAAGGAGAAGCACCUACAGAUAUCCAGAAUACACAAAGAUCGAUUCGAUCAAGUCAAGAAACUGGUACAAGCUCUUGAAUCCUAUUCAUCUCAUCUCGAGCCCUCCUUUAUCAAAAUUGCACUACCGCCAACUUCAAACAACUCGAACAUUCCGCCUACGUUCGACCUUUCAAACAGCUACGUGGAAGCCCUCGAUGACGAGUUUACACGUGUAUACGAAGAAUACACACGUCGAAUAGCCACAGUGAAGGCUUUAUCAGAGAAUAUCAUCCAGCUAUGGGCAGAGCUCGGCACGCCGCAGGCGCAAACCGACGGGAUGAUAGUAAAGCAUUAUCGAGACUCCCCCGAACAGCUGGGUCUUCAUGAGGAAGAUAUUGCCAGGUUGAGAGCAAAGCGCGAUAAGCUAGGAGAUGAGAAGAAGGCGCGCGAGAAGCGUCUGAAAGAUCUCAAGUCUAUGGUGGAGGCAUUAUGGGAACGCUUGGGUGUGGAGGAACACGAGAGAAAGAAAUUCCUGAAUGGAAAUCGAGGAUGCGGAGUCCGACAAAUCAAUGAAUUCGAGGAUGAAUUGGCGAGACUGAACGAACUCAAGAGACAAAACCUCCAUCUAUUUGUUGAGGAUGCACGGUACAAGCUGCAAGAGCUCUGGGACGGACUUUACUUUUCUGAAGAAGAGAUGCUGGACUUCACACCUGCUUUCUCCGAUGUUUAUAGUGAUGCUUUGUUGGAGGCACACGAACAGGAGAUCAGUCGUCUGGAGGCUCUUAGAGAGCAGCGUGCGCCAACCCUGGCUCUUAUCGAUCAACAUCGAGCACUCGUAAAGGAGCGCGAUGAUCUUCAAGCUUCCAGCCAGGAUGCGUCUCGUCUGAUGAUGCGUGGCCAGAAAGGAGAGAAGCGUGAUCCAACGCGUCUACUAAGAGAGGAGAAGAUGAGAAAGAGAGUUGCAAAAGAACUACCAAAGGUAGCACAGCAAUUGAGAAAAGUAUUGGAAAAAUGGGAGGAUGAAUAUGCCAGGCCAUUCCUAGUUCACGGGGAGCGAUAUCUUGAUGAGCUUGAAGCGUCCGAAGCCAAACCGGCUCCGGGACCACGAUCAAAGACACCCGCAGGGCCUGAAGCCAGACCCGUUCCAGGACCAAGAUCAAAGACACCAGCAGGGCCUCCACCAUCCGCUGCUAAGACCCAGAAGGCAGCACCGCAGAGCCGUCCAAAUAGUGUGAUGAAGGCCCCGCCUCCUCGGACUGGCGCCAAGACUCCCACCGCUGGAGGAACGGUAACCGGGGGGACGAUUCAACGCAGUCAAUUUGCCAGUUCGUUAUCCGCAUCCGUGAAAGCAUCGCCUUCACGGAUUCCUGCGCGAGCACCCCUAUCGAAUCUCAACAACGGAAACAAUUCGGCAGAGCGACGUCCUCCACCUCCAGCCCCAAGAUAUGACAUGAGCACGGUUCGUGGAAAGAUGUUACCGCCAGCGAGAGCUCCACCACCAAAGAUGAGAGAUCUUUUUGUUCCUCCAGAAGCGCCAACACCAGUUUCCCGUUUCCGCGCUGAUAGCGUUUUAUCCAGCGGCAGUGUGCGACAUGUGAGCCCUGAGGAUGUCUAUGAUGAUAGGUAUGCAGAGCAACAUCAGAGUCGACCACAACCUUACGAGCUUCAAUCCUCGAUGCGUCAGAACGAGCGAUUCACGCAGUCAACUUCGUAUUCAACAGCACCGGCGAGCCGCCAAAUCUCAAAUACAUCCAAUUCUACAGCAACCGUCUCGGGAAGCGAGAAUUGGGAGACGUAUUCAGAGAUAUCUGAACCCGAGCCAGAUGCAUCUGAUGCUUAUUACGAAAAACUUCGUGCCGCUCGCGGAAAGCGAUUCAGCCCUGACGAUGCUUACGCGCGAGGAGCCAUGAACAAAAAGCAGAGAGGAAUCCCACCGUACGGACAUCCUGCUCACGGAGUCACCGAUGCCGAGGGCAAUCGUAUCGUCUCGGGCAGUGAAUGGACUGACGAGGAUGCGUUCUGAGUUGUUUUUUGUAUGCUUUCCGGGUCUGAUCUAUCAGGAUAGAUACGACUGUCAUGACUGAUGCUUCUGACGAAUAACGGCGAUCUGGAUAUCACGACGUUCAGAUGAUUUUCAUUCGGCGUCCUUGAACUUGUUCAGCGUUAUCCGACUCGUCAUCGGCCUGUCCUCUUGGCGCAUUCCCAGCGGCUUCCUCUUAAUUCUUCUCUUUUCCAGCGUGGGAGACUCUGCUUGCUUGUUCGAUUACCCUAUUCCUUUCUAGCGUUUGAUGAAGGAAUACCAGCAUU
Molecule: messenger RNA, 2871 nt
Organism: Amorphotheca resinae ATCC 22711
Lineage: Eukaryota; Fungi; Ascomycota; Leotiomycetes; Helotiales; Amorphothecaceae
Exons: 3
Coding region: 266-2587 (773 amino acids)
Biological process (GO): microtubule cytoskeleton organization; mitotic spindle midzone assembly
Cellular component (GO): mitotic spindle midzone; cytoplasm; spindle
Molecular function (GO): microtubule binding
Source: RefSeq, a predicted model, not a curated record